AUGACCCGCCAGGAGGACUUCGGCUCGGACUGGACGUUGCCAGGCCCCAGGACGGCGGCGCGGUGCAUGAGCUACCUUCAGCGGGAGGGCCUUGGCAUCGAGGGCCAUCACGAACACUUCAGGCAGAUCUGCAAACUCUCCGCCACGGAUUGGGGAGUUCAGGAACACUACCAGCUGUGCCAGCAGAUCAAGGCGGCAACCUGUCAGGACCUCCUAGACGGGACGAGCUUGAUCAGCAUUGAGAUGAAGUUUAGGAGGCUCCAGACCAUCGAGUUCGCCUACUGGGACAAGGCCAAGGACGCCGAGAGCAAGGGCGUUGGAGGCAAGAUGAGUCUGGAGGAGCAGGCCGCUUUUUCUGGGGUCUCGCGCUCGACCUCGUCGGUGAUGGUAUCUCCAGAGUUGAUCGAGCAUGUCCGCGGUGACGUUGAGAAGGAAGCGAAGCUACACAAGAGUCUGCGCCUGGCCCGCGAGGAGCGGGAGUCCAGGCGUCGGCCCCGGGAUAUCUUGCCACUGCCCUACCCCUCGUUUAGAGAGCCGCUGGAUAAGGCUUCGGUCAAGGAGCUGGCCAGAGGUACGAGGCAAAGGAUUGGGCGCAGGCUGGGUGUCUGCAGCGAUGUCUAUGGAUGCGUGGACGCUCUUAAUUGGCUUCACGACCCGUCCCUCCGUUGUGGUCGUGACCGUCCUGCACGUUACGUUGGCCCGUCACUCGCCCGGAGCCAGUGCUUGGCCCACAUCUCCGAGUCGGUGCGCAACCUUGGUCCGCCGCCGUCGACUCUCUCUCCCGCAGAAGCGCUGGUGCAGCUUCGCGUGGCCGGGGGUGCCUACAAUGUCGAGCAGUCGCACCUCGGGAGCUGCGACCCCGCGCUCCUCUCCUUGUCUGACGUCAGUACCGCCCCUGCGCCGCUGGCCGACGUGUUCACCGAGCCCCUGGGCGCGCGGCUCGCGACGGGCGACGCCUUCGGCAUGCUGGAGAUGGCGUCGGACGACUCUCUCCUGACGGUGGGGGGUGCCGACCUGAAGGGCGCCUUCUACCACCCUGAGCUGCCCGAGCAGCUCCGUCCGUGUUUCAGGUUGCGACCUGUGCGCGCUGGCGCCCUGGGCAUCAAGGAGGUCGGCGGGGUCUCCGUCGGGGCCUCCACCAAGCUCUACCCGCGCCUCAGGGUCGUGCGCAUGGGGUGGUCCUGGGCCAUGUGGUGGUGUCAGUCGGUGAUGGAGCGUGUGGCAGAGGCAGCGGGCUGCGGUGAUUACUCACGACUUCGAGAUGGCAGACCUGCUCCCUCUUUGGACCCAUCGUGUCACCUUGAGUACGUCGACAACUUCGUGAGCAUCGGCUACGACGCGGAGGCGGUUCGGUCCGCUGUGACUCGUGUCAUGACGGAGCUCAGUCGCCGAGGUCCGGUGGUGACCAGGGAGGAGCCCCUCGGUGACAGCGAGGGCGAGUUUGCGGUGCUGGGUUGGUCCGUCACUGCCGCUGGCCGUCUCUCGGCGUCUGCGUCGAGAUUGUGGAGGGCGCGGCUGGCGGUGCGCGGUUUCCUGCGGCGUGGCCGCGCCAGUGGUCGCGAUCUCGAGCGCGUGCUGGGCCACAUCAUCUUCGUCACUCUCGCUCAGCGUGAGGGCCUGAGCAUCUUCGAGGCGUGUUUCCGCUUCGUCCAGAAGUGCUACCACCAGCAGGUGCCGCUCUGGUCUCAGGUCAGGCAGGAGCUCAUGGCCUGGGAUG
This is a messenger RNA of Prorocentrum cordatum, 1717 nucleotides long. The record is from the annotation of a GenBank genome assembly. Lineage: Eukaryota; Dinophyceae; Prorocentrales; Prorocentraceae.